AUGGACGCACCUCUUCGCCGCCCCGCGGGGCUCCCCAUGGGCCCUGGGAGCCAGCCCGUGGCCCCCGCCCCGCUGAGUCCCGGUAGCGGCAGUAAACCACUGGCUUUCAGCAUCGAGCGGAUCAUGGCGAGGCCCGAGCCUCGGCCACUGGCGCUGCCGGGCUGGCUGCAGCCUCCCGCGGUCGUCCCGCUGCUGCCGCUGGGCUACGAGCCUCAGCGCCUGAUACUGGACUCGGGUCCGGAGCUGCUGGGACUAGGACUUGGCUACCGCAGUCCGGAGUCGGACCAAAGUCCGGCUCAAGGCCACUAUAAACUUUUCCGGCCGCGUGUCGUGACGCAGGGCUCGUUCCCGGCCGUGGGAACAGUGUAUCUGAACUGUGGAGACAGCAGCGCGUGCCCACCACCCACCGGACUUGUAAAUUUGCACGUGCCCAUGGCCUCGUACCUGCUGUCCGCGCGCCACAAGGCUCUGCUCGCGGACAAAGCGCCCACGGAGCGUUUCUCCGCGGCUCAGUCCCACGGACACAUGCAGCACUACGUAAAGGAGCGGGAGCACAUCCUCGCGGACAGCAUCUUCAAAGGCUCCUCGGCCACCAGACUCAACAACUCGUGCGCUGGAAACAAGCCCAAAGUGUUCACGUGCGAGGUCUGCGGAAAGGUGUUUAACGCACACUAUAACCUGACUCGCCACAUGCCCGUGCACACUGGCGCGCGCCCCUUUGUGUGUAAAGUGUGCGGGAAAGGUUUCCGACAGGCGAGCACGCUCUGCCGCCACAAGAUCAUCCACACUCAGGAAAAGCCUCACAAAUGUAACCAGUGCGGGAAGGCGUUCAACCGCAGCUCGACGCUCAACACGCACACGCGGAUCCACGCGGGCUACAAACCGUUCGUCUGCGAGUUCUGCGGCAAAGGCUUCCACCAGAAAGGCAACUACAAGAACCACAAGCUAACGCACAGCGGGGAGAAGCAGUUCAAAUGCUCAAUCUGCAGCAAAGCCUUCCACCAAGUCUACAACCUCACCUUCCACAUGCACACGCACAACGACAAAAAGCCCUUCACCUGCCCCACCUGCGGUAAGGGCUUCUGCCGGAACUUUGACCUCAAGAAACAUGUCCGCAAACUGCACGACCCGGCGGGGGCACAGUCCCCGACGCAGCCCUGAGCACCUGU
Molecule: messenger RNA, 1169 nt
Organism: Boleophthalmus pectinirostris (great blue-spotted mudskipper)
Lineage: Eukaryota; Metazoa; Chordata; Actinopteri; Gobiiformes; Gobiidae
Gene: fezf1
Product: FEZ family zinc finger 1
Cellular component (GO): nucleus
Source: RefSeq, a predicted model, not a curated record